Molecule: messenger RNA, 1486 nt
Organism: Gastrolobium bilobum
Lineage: Eukaryota; Viridiplantae; Streptophyta; Magnoliopsida; Fabales; Fabaceae
Product: protein spotted leaf 11-like
Exons: 2
Coding region: 16-1338 (440 amino acids)
Molecular function (GO): protein binding
Source: RefSeq, a predicted model, not a curated record
CUUCACAAGCCAAACAUGUCUACUAGUACUACUCCAUCAUCUUCAUCUUCAUCUUCUUCUUCUUCUUCUAUUUGGGUAUUGACUACCAUAAAGCUUCGGUUCUUUGCCCGCAUCAAACGGUUUCUUCAAUCCAAAGCAACCCGGAAGCGCUGUGACCCCUCUGAUCGAAUUGACAUAGCAAAAAGCAGAGCUGAAGAUAACAAGAAGGUUGAGAAUCUAGAAACAGUUCAAGUUAUGGAGAAGCAUAAGGAGGAGGAGUCUUCAACCCUUUUGCAGAGGACUGUGAAGAUGCUUCACUUUGGGAACUGGGAAGAGAAGGAGAUGGCAGCAAAGGAGAUUGAAAGGUUAGCUAAAGAAGAUGUCAAGGUUAGAAAGUUGAUAACAGAAUUUAGGGUGGUGCCGAUGUUGGUAUCUAUGGUGGAGUCACCGGUUGCUAGCCGCCGACGAGCAGGGUUGACGGCGUUGAUCCACCUAGCUGACGGAACUUACACGAACAAGGCUUUGAUAGUGGAGGCAGGAAUAUUGUCCAAGCUACCUAAGACAAUUGAACUUGUAGAUGAAUCAACAAUAAGUGAAUUUGCAGAGUUGCUUUUAUCAUUGUCAUCUCUGGCAAACACACAAUUCCCUCUUGCUUCAUUAGACUUUCUCCCAUUACUUAGGUACAUUCUCGAGACAGGCUCAAGUUUUGAUACCAAACAAUCAUGUUUGGGUGCCUUAUACAAUCUAUCAACUGUGUUAGAGAAUGCAGGCCCUUUGGUUUCUAGUGGGGUUGUUCCUAUCCUCUUGGAACUGUCCUUAGUGAAGGAAAUUUCAGAGAAGGCACUUGCCACUCUAGGGAACUUGUUAGUGACUUUGAUGGGAAAGAAAGCAAUAGAGAACAGCUCAAUGGUGCCAGAAAGCUUUAUUGAGAUAUUGUCAUGGGAAGAUAAACCCAAAUGCCAAGAAUUGUCAGUUUAUAUUUUGAUGAUUCUAGCGCAUCAAAGCUCAUCCCAAAGAGAGAAAAUGACACAGACUGGGAUUGUUUCUGUGCUUCUCGAAGUGGUUUUAUUGGGGAGCCCUUUAGCUCAAAAGAGAGCAAUGAAAUUAUUGCAAUGGUUUAAGGAUGAAAGGCAAAAAAAGAUGGGGCCACAUUCGGGUCCACAAACACCUAGAUUUGCAAUGGGUUCACCAGUAAAUCAAAGAGAGGCAAAAGAAGGCAAGAAAUUGAUGAAGAGUUUGGUGACACAAAGCUUGCAUAGGAAUAUGGAAAUAAUAACGCAGAGGGCAAAUGCAGCUGGGGAGUCUUCUAAGCUGAAGUCAUUGAUUAUCAGCACAAGUUCCAAGAGUUUGCCCUACUAAAGCGCUUUUUUUUUCUUUUCUUUUUUUUGUCUUAUAAUAUUUGAAGUUGACUCAGUUUUAGCAAUUUGGACUUUCCUUAUAUGUGCUAUUCUUUGGCCAGCCAUUGAUGGUAUCACAUUAGGGGACAAAAAUAUGAAAAACGGUAGAA